AUGGGAUCUUUUUUAUCCCAACCUAUAACCCAGAAAUACCAUGAAUAUUAGUUUAGUGGCAAUUUAUCAUGCUAUACUACUGCCAUGCAAGGAUGGCGAUUGUAAAUGGAAGAUGCUCAUCUGAUGAAACCAAAUUUUAUUGAAAAUAUUUCUUUAUUUGCUGUAUUUGAUGGACAUGGUGGAUCUGGGAUUUCGUAGUUUUUGGCUGAAAAUUUCAUGAAUGUAUUGAUCUCUUAACCUGCAUUUGAAAAAAUGGAUUUUAUGCAAUCACUUCAUGACACAUUUUUGUAGCUGGACGAUAUGAUUAAAAAUAAUGAAAUCAAAAAUACUUUUAUAGGUUCUACUGCAGUCGUAGCUUUGAUAGCAGAUAAAAUGCUUUAUGUGGCCAACUUGGGAGACUCUCGAUGCCUCUUAAUGAGAGAUGACGAAACUAUUGAACUCACUAAAGAUCAUCUUCCAAGCAAUGAAUUAGCACGAAUUAGAUAUGCUGGAGGCUUUGUUGAUGAAUAAGGUCGUCUAAAUGGUACCCUGUCUGUUUCCAGAGCUUUUGGUGAUUUUGAAUUCAAGUAGGAACCAUUACCUGCUAAUUAGUAAAUGGUUAUAGCAGAACCUGAAAUCAGGAAAAUUAAAUUAAAUAAAGAUGAUCGUUUUCUCUUUUUGGGAUGCGAUGGUGUAUUCGAAACCUAAAACAGUUAUAAAGUGAUGGAGUUCAUCUCCGCACAUGUGGCUGAGAAACAAGAACCCUCCAUUGUUUUGGAAUAAUUACUUGAUACUUCCUUAGCUGCUGACACUUCUACUGGAUAUGGUUGUGACAACAUGACUGCUAUGCUAAUAUUAUUGAAUUAAUGAGUAUAAUCAUUAUCUUUAAUAACUUAUUAAUUUAUCAUCAAAA
Messenger RNA from Paramecium tetraurelia, 892 nucleotides. RefSeq lists its product as uncharacterized. Gene Ontology annotation, molecular function: cation binding; protein serine/threonine phosphatase activity. NCBI's taxonomy places the organism in Eukaryota, Ciliophora, Oligohymenophorea, Peniculida, Parameciidae. The record is from RefSeq and is a predicted model, not a curated record. The transcript is spliced from 4 exons. Gene Ontology annotation, biological process: protein dephosphorylation.